UACCGAAGUAGCACGGAGCCACGGACUACCACGCAACCCUCUAAAUCCGUCUGGUGCUUAUUUCCAGUCCUCGGUGGCUGCCCUAACUGGGAUUUGAACCGGAAUUCUGAUCGUUUUCUCGUAGCUUCGUCACUUCCGGUGCAUGUGCGGCGAACUCAAAUCGGUUUCACGAAGAAGAAUUUCUAUUGCAAUCCACGCGAGUAAUGGGUUCAGAUGCCGACAUGGAGGAUUAUGGCUUCGAGUAUUCAGACGAGGAGCCUGAGGAACAGGAUGUUGACAUCGAGAAUCAAUAUUACAACUCCAAAGUGGCGUUAUUUUUCCUGGGACUUAGCUCUGAUGAUUAUAAGAAAUUCAAGUGUUGGGAGAGACCUAAAAACCCAAAUCCGGUUUGGUUGAAACAGAUCCAGAAGGAGCACUUGCAGGCUUUGCUGAAGUGGUUACCAUGGAACCUGAGAAGGCAGAGUGGGGGUUCAAAGCACUAAAGCAAACUGUCAAAAUCUAUUAUCGUUUAGGGAAGUACACAGAAAUGAUGGAUGCUUACAGGGAUAUGUUAACAUACAUCAAAUCAGCAGUGACGCGAAAUUACAGUGAGAAAUGCAUAAAUAAUAUUAUGGAUUUUGUUUCUGGGUCAGCUAGUCAGAACUUUGGCCUUUUGCAAGAAUUUUACCAGACUACUCUAAAGGCCCUGGAGGAUGCAAAGAAUGAGAGACUUUGGUUCAAAACAAAUCUUAAGCUAUGCAAGAUUUGGUUUGAUAUGGGUGAAUAUGGGCGAAUGAGUAAGAUUCUAAAGGAACUCCAUAAAUCUUGUCAAAGAGAAGACGGUACUGACGACCAAAAGAAAGGAAGUCAACUUCUGGAGGUAUAUGCAAUUGAGAUUCAAAUGUAUACGGAAACUAAAAACAACAAAAAGCUCAAGCAAUUAUACCAACAGGCACUUGCAAUUAAAUCAGCAAUACCCCAUCCAAGGAUAAUGGGAAUAAUUCGAGAAUGUGGUGGGAAGAUGCAUAUGGCAGAGCGUCAGUGGGCUGAAGCUGCAACAGAUUUUUUUGAAGCCUUUAAGAAUUAUGAUGAAGCUGGAAAUCAACGGCGCAUACAAUGCCUGAAGUAUCUGGUUCUUGCCAAUAUGCUAAUGGAAUCUGAAGUUAAUCCAUUUGAUGGUCAAGAAGCCAAGCCAUACAAAAAUGAUCCUGAGAUUUUGGCAAUGACAAAUCUCAUAGCAGCAUAUCAACGUAAUGAGAUUUUGGAGUUUGAAAAAAUUCUUAAGAGUAACCGCAGGACAAUAAUGGAUGACCCAUUCAUCAGAAAUUAUAUUGAAGAUCUGUUGAAAAAUGUCAGAACCCAGGUGCUGCUUAAGCUUAUCAAACCUUACACUAGAAUCCGGAUUCCUUUCAUAUCAAAGGAACUCAAUGUGCCAGAAAAGGAUGUUGAGCAGCUGUUGGUUUCAUUGAUUUUGGACAAUCGCAUUGAUGGCCACAUUGAUCAAGUGAACAGGCUUUUAGAACGCGGUGACAGGUCAAAGGGAAUGAAGAAGUACACUGCCAUAGAUAAAUGGAACACUCAACUUAGGUCUCUUUAUCAGACUGUCAGCAAUCGCGUGUACUGAAACCAUUGGCUGGUAACAUGGUUUUCCUCUCAGAGGGCCAAGGGAACGGUUCUCUUUGCCCAGGUACAUGGCCACAACAUAGUAUAAACUGCAAAGUAGAUGUGCUUGGUUUUAUUCAUUGGAGAAUGUCAGUUCGGAAAUUUCUUGUUCAUCGAGUUACGAGUAAGUUUGAGGAUAUAAAUGUGUUCGGAACACGACAGAAUUUUGGUACUGCAAAAUUCGGGACUUGUUGAUAGCACAGAUGGGAAAACAUGCUUCCUGGUUUUCGUUUGGUUUAUCUUAUUGCUGCUGUUUUGGUUGAAGUAUUGAGUUGGUUGUCAAGGUGAAAAUGGUUGUGUCGCCGGGCUGAGACCCUUUAAGAGGUCAGUUUGAUAAUAGCGGAUACAUGAUUUCAGCAUUGCCUUUUGUAAUCACGAAUGAUAUAUAUACGGCGAUUAAUAACGUCAACCAAUAAUGACGUUACUGCACAAGA
Tripterygium wilfordii is the source of this 2075-nucleotide messenger RNA. RefSeq names its product COP9 signalosome complex subunit 2. The coding region runs from base 443 to 1603 and encodes 386 amino acids. Gene Ontology annotation, biological process: protein deneddylation. NCBI's taxonomy places the organism in Eukaryota, Viridiplantae, Streptophyta, Magnoliopsida, Celastrales, Celastraceae. Gene Ontology annotation, cellular component: COP9 signalosome. The record is from RefSeq and is a predicted model, not a curated record. The transcript is spliced from 13 exons.